This is a messenger RNA of Hemibagrus wyckioides, 5581 nucleotides long. RefSeq names its product E3 ubiquitin-protein ligase RNF166. The transcript has 6 exons. Gene Ontology annotation, molecular function: ubiquitin protein ligase activity. Gene Ontology annotation, biological process: ubiquitin-dependent protein catabolic process; protein polyubiquitination. Lineage: Eukaryota; Metazoa; Chordata; Actinopteri; Siluriformes; Bagridae. The coding region runs from base 330 to 1049 and encodes 239 amino acids. The record is from RefSeq and is a predicted model, not a curated record.
ACUACAACACCCAUGCUGCACUUCACCUAAAAGACGCUCUUAACGGUUUGGUUAAAGCUACGCUGGUAAUGUUUACUUAUUUGCUACAACGGCGUGAGUGUAUGCUUUCUGUGCUCCCCGGACAGAUGUGCUAGGUAACGCCGUUUGACUUUUAUUUUUUUUCCUACGCUUGGUGCAAAACACACGGAGUUGUUCAGGUCGACAGCGCACUGGUGAUAUACACACAGCAAAAAGGGGGAAGAAAAGAAGAAGCUCCUUUUUAGAAGAAGCAGCUGAGAGAGACAGAGAGAGAGAGAGAGAGAGAGAGAGAGAAGAGGCUUCCAGCGUUCAUGAUGGCGAUGUUCCGCAAUUUUGUUUCGGCUGCACAGCUCAGACAGCCUCAUCCCCAGCCCCAGCUGCAACACGGAGAGAGUCUGGAGAGCCAGUUUUCCUGCCCCAUCUGCCUGGAGGUUUAUCAUAAACCCGUCAGCAUCGCCAGCUGCGCUCAUACGUUCUGUGGAGACUGUCUUCAGCCGUGUCUCCAGGUGACGUCUCCUCUCUGUCCCCUGUGCCGCAUGCCCUUCGACCCCAAGAAAGUGGACAAAUCAUCCAGUGUGGAGAAGCAGCUCUCCUCUUAUAAAGCGCCGUGCCGAGGGUGCAGCAAAAAAAUCACGCUGGUCAAAAUGAGGUCACACAUCUCAUCUUGCACAAAGGUGCAGGAACAGAUGGCCAACUGCCCAAAGUUCAUGCCUGUGGUUCCCACAUCACAGCCCAUACCCAGCAAUAUUCCAAACCGAUCGACAUUUGUGUGCCCGUAUUGUGGAGCGCGAAAUCUGGACCAACAAGAGUUGGUGAAGCACUGUAUGGAAAACCACCGCAAUGACCCCAACAAAGUGGUGUGUCCCGUGUGUUCAGCCAUGCCCUGGGGUGACCCCAGCUACAAGAGCUCCAACUUCUUGCAGCACCUCCUGCACCGGCACAAGUUUUCCUACGACACAUUUGUGGACUACAGCAUUGACGAGGAGGCCGCACUGCAGGCAGCACUGGCCCUCUCUCUCUCUGAGAACUGAGAGUCCCGUCCCAGUAGCCUCCAAUAAUCACCACCUCCAACCACCACAACCAAUCACCAUCACUUACCCCAACCUCUUUAACCAAUCAGUUGUCUCUCUGCCUCCUUCAUGCUGCAGACAAGAACGUAAAGGAGCAUCAUUUUCAUUUCUUUUUCAUUUUUUUUUCCCUCUCUUUCUCACGCCACAUUUCACCAGGUAGCUGCACGGCUGGUUCUGUACCUGGUUUUACAGUCACAUGAUCACCACAGUUUUCUACCCACAAUUCCCCUCUCCCUUCACUGAUGGAGACGGAGCACACAAUCAUUCAUUGCUGCUGCAAUCAAUAACAACAGCAUUCACAUGGUGUAUCUCGCGUCUUUGGCAAAUAAUACAGCAAGCUUCGAUUGCCGUCCGAGGGGGAAAGAACGAAACUGCAUUUCACCAUCCGAGUUUUCCUUCAGUUCUGUUUAUCUCUCUCUUUCUCUCUUCUUCAAACAUGGACAGAUGGCAGUGUAAGCAGGGAAAGCCAUCAUACAUCCCACAGUAGACUGGAUGAGAGCAUUAUUCCAGGCCAGCACCGAAGUCUUCGCGCCAACUACCCCAUUAUUGCCAUGGUGACCGUGUAAAUGAUGGACACCUCAGUAACAGAGUCUCCUGUUGGCUAAAUAUGAGUGAGUGAGUGAGAGAGAGAGAGAGAGAGAGAGCUCCAUUACUUUACUGUAAGCAGAAGGAAGCUGAGAUGAAUGAUGAUGGUACCUACCUUGUGGGAAUGACUCAGCUUUAGGCAAUACUCAUACAGCAGAGAGAGAUGAUCCAGUGUUCACACCAUCACCACUAUCACGACUUGACCAUGGCUAAACAGUUCCCCUUUCUUUCUUUCUUUCUUUUUCUUUAAUUUAGCUUGUCACAAACCCCCGCAGUUUUCUACAUGACUGAAUUCUAGUUCUAAUGUUCUUUUCUAGUUCAUCGACAGGAUGCUAGUACUGCUUUUAUCUUCACUCUGCUCUUUACUGGUUUACCUUGCUACAAUAAUAUUUUUUACAAAGCAUCAGAUUAGAAGAAUAUCUAUUUUUGAAAAAAAAAUGUUUCCUUUAAAAUGGUGCACUAAUACUGAGAAAGUGAAACGUGUGGACAUGCGCUGAUUUAUUCAAACUCCUUUUUUUUUUUUAUAUAUAUAUAUAUCUCGGAGGUGGGGAAUUGACCACAAGGCCACGGAGAGGAUGUAGAUGCAAAGCUUGACCACUAGGUGGCACCAAGUGUUAGCUCCAUGGGAAGGCUGGCAUGAACCAUAGUCCUUCUGAGCCCAAUUUCAUGUCAUACUUGCAUGAUUUGUGUAGUAGAUUUCAUGCCCAGGGAUUCUGACCAGUUAUUAUGUGGGUCUGGAUAUCAAACUGAGAGAAUUUAUUGGAUGACUAUGUUGCUCUGAUAGUGAUGGAUAUUAUGUUGAAUUAGGCAGUGAGGUAUUGUGUAGGGCAGUAUUGCAGAACGUAAUCCAAGCACAGAGCAGUUGAGGGUUAAAAGACUUGAUCCAGAAGCUCAGCUGUGGCUCUGUGGCAGCUCUGGGCUUUGAACAUUUUCUGGUAAGCUACCAUUUUCCCAUAUUGGGUCUCUGGCGAAAGACAUAUUAAGAACUGCCUGAACCAAAAUUUGGUUAAAAAAAUAGUUGAACUGAAGUGAACACCAUAUGUUUCUCAGAUUGACUGUAAGGGCACUGUGGAAAAAGUCGCUGUGUUUCAUCAGAUCCUUUUGUCUUAUAUAUGUAAUAUAUUUCAUUUAGCUUUGAUUAUUCAACCAGUUUAUCCGGAGCGUUUAUCACAAUCAUUUUAUAUUGUUUGUAUCUUUUAAUUGAUUGUGAAGUUAGGAAAUCAGUUUGUCCUGAACAUUUUGGCAGCCUGGCUGCAUGCAGAGAGAGAGAGAGAGAGAUGAUUCACUGAGAACGUGACGGGUUUAGAGAAGACGCAGAAUGUUGGCAGUGAUCGGUGGGGGACGAGAUUCAGUCUUGUAUUUGAUUUCUUGCAAAUAUUUUCCAAUCAUUGAGUGCAUAAUCAUUUUCUUUUUGUAAAGUUUCUUCUUUAAGAAAAAACAAACAAACAAACGCUUGACUAGAUGUCAUUUCUCCUCAGUGUCUUCUUGUACUCCAUCUUGUGUGUCUUUAACUCCUAACAGUGUGUGUAAUAUGAAGUUUGAAUAUGAAAAACACACAGGAAAGAAAUGAAGCCUGUCUUUGUGUGCUGGUGUCUCAGUACAAGCGUAACUGCUUAUAAAGAGGCGGUUUAAUGGAAAGGAUUGGAAUUUGUACAUAUGAAUAGGAAGAUCGUGAGUCUUUACCUCGUUAUUGGGUUUAAACCCUGAUUCAUGUGAAAUCAUCGUUACAGAUCGAGCAAGUUAAAAUGAUGCACUUUGGUUCUAAUCACUCGGGAUUUUCGUCCUACUGUUAUAAUUUGCCUAUGUACUGUAAAGUAGGCAUGUGCCGAUCAAUAUAGUUGCGGGGGCACUUUAAAUAAAUCAUCUCUGCUCAUGUGUUGUGUAUGAAAGGAGGCUCCUGAAGCAGGAAGCAGUUUAAAGCAGCAUUUGCACUCUUGAGGAAACGUUUCCUUUGUGGUUACGAUGCAAAAGUGUGUAGACAUAGAGUGACAGGAGAGGGUUAUUAGACGCAGUGACAAUUAUUCUGGAAUCUGUUGCAUUUGCAGAAUAUUUCAUAUGUGCAGAAUAAAUGGGCGUCAGUGAAUGAUGUCACUAUAUCUGGAAACUUUAGUCAAAAUAUCUACAAUGCUGCAGGAAAUCGUCUUGAUUAAUGCUGCAUGACUUAAUAUACCAUGGAUAUAAUAACUUAACACACUCCUGUUAAAACUGCAGGUUUUUGUGAUAUAAAAAAGUAAAACAAAAAUCCUUUCACACACGCAGCAUGAUAUAGACAUGAUUUAGAGGAAGAAAAGCAAAAGAAAAACAAAUGCAUAAGUAUACACUCCCUUUUAAAACAAGGCAUCCGACUGUGUUUAGGAUUAACAAAUAUUGUUAAUUAAGCUGAUGUUUAAAAUUCAAUACCUUUCGGCUAUUGAUUAAUAAACUGAUUUUGAUUAAAAUGGCUGAAGCCAUUGUCCACAAAGAGCUUCAAAACAACAUGUACGGGAUCUAGUUAUAGAAAUGUAUUGAUCAGGACCAGGUACUUUAACAAAUUAUUAGUUAUGAGGUGUGUGUACUUCUGUAACCAGGUUGUUGUUGUUGUUGUUGUUUUCUUCAUCAUAAAGCCCUACCAUUUUUAAACAGGUGUGGAUGUCCACUGUACCGGUCACAUUUGGGAUAGUAAACUUUAUUUUAAAGAUUGAAGCUUCCACACUGUCACCCAGGUGGUGUCACUAAUGAUGAGAACAGGUAAAGGUCAUAUUUAGUCAUGUUUAUAAUAUUGUAAGGGGGUUAAGCAGUCAUUGGACUGAAAAUGUAAUAUCGGCACAUGCCUACAGCCAAAUGUACUUUGUUACAGUCAUGAAAGAUUGCAUUUUGAAGAAUGGUAUUUUAUCGUGAUAUUUCAAGAUGACUGAAUAACGGCAAAUAAUAAUAAUAAUAAUAAUAAUAAUGAUAAUAAUACCAACAAAAACAGCUGUAUUUGAUGUAUUUGUGUUCAGUAAUGUGUUUAUUUUGCUUUAUAAGGGUGUUAAUAAGGAUUGUAAGGGUUGUUCAAGCUGCAGUUGGUGUGACUGUUGUAUGAGAAACAUGAUCUCAUAAUUAAACACAGAGAGAGAGGAAAGUAUUUGGACUGAAAACGGUAGAAAACCUUGGACGUUUCUUUCGCUGUUCAAACUCAGCAAUGACCUGCGACUGCGUGACCCAUUUCCCCGAAUUUUUUUACUUAUUUCCUAUCAAUGCUAUUUUCUAAGUGUUUGUAAUAUACCAUGUGCAAAUAAUCUUCAUGUUCACUGCUGUAGCAUAACACGUAGGUUUUUAAACUUUUUAUAUAUGGCACUUUGCUUUUACUCCCCCCCCCCCACACACUCUCGGCUCCCUUUGAGGACGAUACAAAGCGGAUCAUUUCCAUACAUGUGUGUGUGUCUCCCGCAUUGUGGGCCUGGAGUCCAUGCAGGCCUGAGCAUGAGCUGGAGGAAUGAAUCACUCAGCAUCUCCUAUUGGGGUUCGACGUGGACGAACAAGGACUAUAUUGGAUGUUAGUGGAUAUAUGAGGACACAUGGCUUCUUGCUCAGCAGAGACUCAUUGUUUUUCUGUAGCUGUUAGUAGGAGCUUGCUUGCGGAGACAAACGGAAGGACACCUCACAACCUGGUGGAUCUAUCACCGAUCCAGAGACUGCAAGGUGUGCCUGUGCGCACACGCACGUGUGUGUGUGUGUGUGUGUGUAUACGGGUGCGCACGUGAGCUAUCUCAAUGGAAAUAUGCAUUCAUCACAUAAUAACGAUAAUAGUAAUAAUGAUGAUUGAUAUGAUGCUAACACCAGUGUGGAGUUUUGAAGCUGUAACGCUGUUUGAGGUUUAAUAGGUUACUUAUAUGAUGUAUUUGUAGCAGUUUUUUUCCCCCCCUCAAUAAAACCACUGACCCAUCCUA